AUGUCUGUCACUAUAGAAGACUCUUUUCAGACAACCUUCGCUGUGCCCAUGCACUGUCAAGAUUGUAGCGACAGCAUCCAUAGCACCCUAUCCGCCGUAGAAGGAGUGCAGAAUGUUAAAGUCGAUUUAGAACAGCAGAUUGUAUGCGUUGAUGGAAUUGCUCCUCCAAGUGCAAUUGUAUCUGCUUUACAAUCGAGCGGCAGGGAUGCCAUAUUACGGGGUACCGGAAAACCUAAUAGCGCUGGAGUCGCUAUAUUAGAGACUUCGGCGCCUACGGAGGAUGGAAUUAACACCACUGUACGUGGAUUGGUACGUAUGGUUAGUGUGUCACCUACCAAGACGUUAUGCGACGUUGUUCUAAACGGUGUCCCAAAAGUCGGGAAAUAUUACGCUUCCAUAAGAAAGACAGGAGAUGUCUCACAAGGUUGCAAGAGUACCGGGGAUGCACUGCAUACAUUUGAUCCUAUUGAAUGUAAAGAAUCCAGUGAUCUUGGGACUGGCUUAUAUAGCGGCAGCGGUUUUGUGACCUGCCCUUUCCCUAUCUGGGACAUUGUAGGUAAAGCCUUUAUGAUCUCUGACGACCCUAUCUUCAAGCCCGGCUCUUAUGGUAUAAUUGGCGUUAUUGCCAGAAGUGCCGGUGUAUGGGAAAACGAUAAACAGGUGUGCGCUUGCAGCGGCAACACUCUUUGGCAAGAGAGAAAAGAAGCUCUCAACCACAAUAUUACGAAGUAA
Molecule: messenger RNA, 732 nt
Organism: Eremothecium sinecaudum
Lineage: Eukaryota; Fungi; Ascomycota; Saccharomycetes; Saccharomycetales; Saccharomycetaceae
Gene: CCS1
Product: copper chaperone CCS1
Exons: 1
Coding region: 1-732 (243 amino acids)
Biological process (GO): removal of superoxide radicals
Cellular component (GO): cytoplasm
Molecular function (GO): superoxide dismutase copper chaperone activity; copper ion binding
Source: RefSeq, a predicted model, not a curated record